AUGUUAAAAAAUACUCCCUCAAAGGUAACUCUAAAUUAUCAAGAAACUUAAGAAGAGACAGAUCCUGAGGGUUAUACUCUGAUUUAUGAAUAAGAAAUAGUAUGUUAAAUCAUAGUAGAUGAAGGAGAUUAAUAAUAAACAUAAGAAACUCUAAAUGUGAGAGUAUUUAUUUUAGGAAGUGAGCAGAUACUUGAGAGAAUGAAAAUUGAAUUAAGUUGUGAAAAUGAUCUAUUUUUUCAUUUCAUUCAUGACAUAAAUGAAGCAGCAUUUUUAAAAAUUAAAGAUGGAUAGCAAUUGACAGCAUCAUUUAUUGAUUAUCCUGCAAUUUGUAUUAAGUGUCUAGAUAAGGCUCACAAAGACCCCAAUAAAUACAGUGCAGUGCUAAGAAUUACUUAAGAAGGCGAUGCUGUUAUUGAAAUAAUUUAACAUACAGAAUACAAAAAUGUUGAAUUAAUUCAAUUCUAAUUUUUCUCUUUGCCUGAAGAUGCUAUUCGUAUGGCAAUAACAAAAAAAUAUUAAAAAGUCAAACAAAGGCUAUCUUAGAUGGAAAAUAAACUUAAGGAUAUUAAUGAUGUUGUUAAGGUAAAAAAUCCUCAACUGCUUUUACAAAUGCAAAGAAUGAACAGAUGA
Messenger RNA from Paramecium tetraurelia, 630 nucleotides. RefSeq lists its product as uncharacterized. Lineage: Eukaryota; Ciliophora; Oligohymenophorea; Peniculida; Parameciidae. The transcript is spliced from 3 exons. The record is from RefSeq and is a predicted model, not a curated record.